Molecule: messenger RNA, 1366 nt
Organism: Sinocyclocheilus grahami
Lineage: Eukaryota; Metazoa; Chordata; Actinopteri; Cypriniformes; Cyprinidae
Product: tubulin beta chain-like
Exons: 3
Coding region: 400-1032 (210 amino acids)
Biological process (GO): microtubule-based process
Cellular component (GO): microtubule
Molecular function (GO): GTP binding; structural constituent of cytoskeleton; GTPase activity
Source: RefSeq, a predicted model, not a curated record
AUCAGCGUUUACUACAAUGAGGCCACAGGUCAGAGUGGUGCUGGAAACAACUGGGCCAAAGGUCACUACACAGAAGGAGCAGAGCUAGUGGAGUCAGUAUUGAAUGUUGUUCGUAAGGAAGCAGAAAGCUGCGAGGCUUCCAGCUCACGCACUCUCUCGGUGGAGGCACUGGCUCCGGCAUGGGCACCCUCCUCAUCAGCAAGAUCUGUGAAGAAUAUCCCGACCGUGUCCGACACCGUGGUGGAGCCCUACAACGCCACGCUGUCCGUCCACCAGCUGGUUGAGAACACAAACGAGACCUACUGCAUUGACAAUGAAGCUCUCUACGACAUCUGCUUCUGCACCCUUAAGCUCACCACACCAACCUACGGCAACCUCAACCAUCUCGUCUCAGCCACCAUGAGCGGCGUCACCACCUGCCUCCGCUUCCCCGGCCAGCUCAACGCCGACCUUCGCAAACUGGCAGUCAACAUGGUGCCCUUCCCACGUCUCCACUUCAUCAUGCCCGGCUUUGCUCCACUCACCAGCCGAGGCAGCCAGCAGUACCGCUCGCUCUCCGUGCCCGAGCUCAUGCAGCAGAUGUUCGACGCCAAGAACAUGAUGGCCGCCUGCGACCCCCAUCACGGCCGCUACCUGACCGUGGCCGCUGUCUUCCGUGGACGCAUGUCCAUGAAGGAGGUGGACGAGCAGAUGCUGAACGUCCAGAACAAGAACAGCAGCUACUUCGUCGAGUGGAUCCCCAACAACGUCAAGACCGCCGUAUGCGACAUCCCACCCCGCAGGCUCAAAAUGGCAGCCACCUUCAUCGGCAACAGCACGGCCAUCCAGGAGCUCUUCAAGUGCAUUUCCAAGCAGUUCACCGCUAUGUUCAGGCGCAAGGCUUUCCUCCACUGGUACACCGGCGAGGGCAUGGACGAGUUCACAGAGGCUGAAAGCAACAUGAACGACCUGGUGUCUGAGUACCAGCAGUACCAGGAUGCCACCGCCGAAGAGGGCGAGUUCGAAGAGGAGGGUGAGGAGGAGGUCGCCUAAAUCGUGACCAUCUGCCAAAAUAGUAUUCCUUCCCCUCCAUCCUCCACAUUUCAUCCUUCUCACCACAGACCAGUGCUCUCCAGAACAAUGAAUGGGCUUUUACAUUCAGUAUCCAUCAAUGACAGUCAUCACCCCCACCAGUGACAUUUUGAGGAAUUGUGAACUUUUGGUUUGGUUUUGUGUUUCUGAAUGUUGUGAAUGCACGCCAUCAAAUCCCCCCUCACAUGCAAGUGAAACACAAAAGAUUUUAACUGUGAAGCCUUCGGAUUCAAGAACGAUGUAACUGUUGUCAGUGCCAUUCUGAAUGAAGGCUACUACAUCUGAAUUGCUUUGU